AUGGCCAUGGAGGCCAACAGCGACGUUCGGACCGAGUUGGCAAGGGCGAGCACCCUGGCCGAUGUGAAGCGGAACGAACUGAUAGCGGGGAUAUCCGCAAAGCUGCAGGCCAUGUUCCUGCAGAACUUGAUCAUGGCCCCGGAACAGGACCCUCCUCUACGCCGGUUGGCCCAGUUGGCCGACCGGGUAGUGCAGCGGGACAUGCCGGUCGUUUCUGAACCAACCCAUAGUGAGUUGGACGUCAGCCCCAACGAACGCCGCAAACGCUUGAUGAAGUGGCAGCUCGAGGCCGAUGAGUGGCUGGAGACCCUUUGUCUCAACCGGACUGGUGAGGUCAUAGCGCACCUGCUGGAAGAGGUCGGAGACUACUCUUCUUCAUGGACCGACACGGUAAACCAGUUGCGCCGCGAGUCUGUCGGUGGCGGAAGGCUUUUCCGAGAGGUCACCGACCCGGAGUACUGGACCUUCGACAACGAAGACCCCACGGUUAAAAACCUAGUGACCGGGGUUCAGGCGCAGGACAUUGCCUCCAGGAUUCUGAACCGGUUCCAGCUCAGCAACAUGGAGUUGAUGGACAUUUGCCAGACGGUACACCAGUCACUGGGCGGAAAGCCGGUCUACGGCUCCGACCGAGUGGAUAUCCAGGAACUGGAAAACCUGAUGGCAGAGGCCCUGGCGAUCAAGAUCAGGGAGACCGUGGCCAUCGAGGAUGGCUUCCUGUCCCUCAUAUCCACGGGCAACCGCUCCGGGGAGGAACUGGGAGAGUUGCUGGUUGAAAUGCGGAUGGGCGCCGCCGCCAUGGAAGAAAAGAUGUGGCGCGUUGGUGAAUACCGCCUGGGCCACGUGGACUCCGCAGCAGGUGUCGGAAUCACUUCAUCCGCGCUACACGACUCGGUGCUGCGCGGACUUGGUGGCGGAAGGAAAUUCGCAGCGGUGGAGGGACAUCCAAGCAACAACCAUCGUUUCGAAGUCCAGAUGUCGACUGUUGGGGCAUCCUUGUCAGACCUCGCGAUCUUCCGCGACAUGGUCAAUGCCUGGUAUUCCUGGCACUUUGAGGAGCGCCGGGGCGAGAACGGCAAUCGCGGUGCCCGGAUGGAAGCCAUCAGGAAGGAGUCCUGGAAACUGUAUCCGGACAUCGGCCAGAACUCCGGGGUGCGCCCGGCGGUGAUCGAGUUAAUCGACGAUGAUCUCCGGCAGAUCUGGAACACCUCGGGUGAUGUAGCCCUUCGGCUGGCCUAUGGCCAUCUGGAUGAGGCAGACGCGGAGCCGGUGCCCGCUCCAGGGAACGGACGGGCCAGACUGGCCAACUAA
Geodia barretti is the source of this 1311-nucleotide messenger RNA. The record is from the annotation of a GenBank genome assembly. NCBI's taxonomy places the organism in Eukaryota, Metazoa, Porifera, Demospongiae, Tetractinellida, Geodiidae.